AUGAAUCGACCAGGUAGUUGCUUGCCCUUCCCAUCUCGAGCCUCGCCUCGCCUCGCCUCGCCUCGCCUGCCCCGCGGUUUGCCUUGCACGAAUCCCGCCCAUUGUGUGCCUCGCGCCGAGUCCAACGUGUCGCCGGCCUGGCCACCGACGCUGCCCAUCUGCCACCCGAGCCUGUGCGACCGCCGUGUCGAACCAUUGGCUUCCCGCCCGCUGACGAGCGCCCUCGGCCCAGGGCUCACGGCCGCUGGCUAUAUACCUGCCUCCGGCUCAGCCUCGCCAGGGUCGACCCGCCAGCCUGCCGUGGCCCAGCAGCGCCGCAUGUGGCCGACGACGUAUCUCGACCAGCUUGGCCCGCGCUCGACCGUCCCCUUCCUCACGUCGUGCUCCAUCCCGCUCUAUAACCACACCCGAGGCAUUGGCGACCCUUGGCUAAUCGUAGACGUGUCCCAGGUGCCGUACCACAGUCCCUACGAGGCAUGCCAUCAGGAUUUGGAGGACAACAGCAGCCUCAACAACAACAAGGCCGAUCCGCCAGCAGAGUUUGAGACUGAUGCCGUCGCGGACAUAGCAAAUAACGGCAGCGGCUGGGCCUUUGGCGGAAGUGUGCCUCUGAGCGGUGCUGCAGGACUGCAGAAUUCAUCCAGGCAACUGGGUGCCAACCUGAGUUUUGCUCAAAGCCUGAGUGCUUCCCAUCCAGGAACACCACUCGACUUAUCGUAG
Messenger RNA from Neoarthrinium moseri, 720 nucleotides. RefSeq lists its product as uncharacterized. Lineage: Eukaryota; Fungi; Ascomycota; Sordariomycetes; Amphisphaeriales; Apiosporaceae. The transcript is spliced from 2 exons. The record is from RefSeq and is a predicted model, not a curated record. The coding region runs from base 1 to 720 and encodes 239 amino acids.